Messenger RNA from Numida meleagris (helmeted guineafowl), 1296 nucleotides. It is a transcript of the gene CFAP73, whose product is annotated as cilia and flagella associated protein 73. The transcript has 7 exons. The coding region runs from base 80 to 1141 and encodes 353 amino acids. The record is from RefSeq and is a predicted model, not a curated record. NCBI's taxonomy places the organism in Eukaryota, Metazoa, Chordata, Aves, Galliformes, Numididae. Gene Ontology annotation, biological process: spermatid development.
CACUCCCGAGGUGCUGCGGGAGCCUUCGGCUGCCCCUGGCAACAGCGUUGUGUGCCUCUGCCAUCGCAGCUGCUCCACAAUGGCUGCCCCACGUCCUGCUCCUCCGCUCCCUCUCCGUGCUGCACAGGCUCCGGACGCGGCCCCCGAGAUGUCCGUGGGUCUGGAGGAGAAUCUGAGCAGGGCGUUCCAGGACAAGCUGCGGCUCCAGACAGUGCCGCCAUGGGACUCGGUGUCUCUGCUGCCCUCCAGGCGCCUGCUGCUGAAAAGGAGGGAGGUGGUGGAGGUGGAGCGAGCCCUGCAGGCCCAGCGGGAGGACUUCCAGCGGCGGAUGGAGCGCGUGGCACAGCGCCGGCGGCAGCUGGGCCAGCGGGAAGAGCAGCUCCGUGACGACACCAUCAAAUUCAACGCCUUCCUCAAGGCCAUGUCGGCGAGGCAGCAGCGGGCGCAGCAGCGGGCGGGCGAGGAGCGGGCGCGGGCGGCACAGCGCGGAGCAGAGGCCCUGCGGCUGCAGCAGGAGCUGGGGGGGCUGCAGCGGCACAGGGAGCAACUGGGACGGCGCCUGCGGAGCCUCCGCGUCUUCGGCGAUUUCCUGCAGGAUGCGCGGGCGGCCACGGGGCAGGACAUUCCGGCCAUGCUGGCCCAUUUUGGGGUGCUGGCGGAGGCACGGGCAGUGCUGCUGCGGCAGGCGGAGGCCGGGCGGGAGGCACUGGCCCAGGGCAGGGCUCAGCUCCAGCAGUGCUGCGAGGAGGCUGACAGCGAGCUCACGAGCGGGAAUGAGGAGGUGCUCCAGCUCCGUGCACGCCUGGAAGCCGCCCGCCGUGACGUGCUGGAGGGGGAGUCCCGCUGGGCCCAGCUGCAGGCUGCAGCAGCCCAGAAGACGCUGCUGCUGGGGCAGAUCCGCAUGGCGGUGCUGAGCCUCUUCCAGCUCGCCGCCACCAGGCUGGAGGUCCCCAGGGACGUGGCCCUGGAGGACACAGAGGCACAGCUGGACGUGCUGCUGCGCUGCAUGCAGGACCUGGCUGCCAUGUGCACUGAGCUGUGCCCCAAGGAGCUGGGGCUGCGUCCUCAUGUGCCUGCCACCACCACCACCACACACCCACCACAUCACAGGGCUGUCACCAUGCCUCCCAGCCAGGAAUAGAUGGACCUUAGGGGACAGAGAAGCAUGGACGUCACUCCCCAACAAGUCCAGUGAAGGAUGAAGGGAAAUGCCCAAGGACAGAACCUGGGCCACUGGUGCCCUGCUGCAAGGCACCAGGAUGGACAAAAGCAGAGUAGCUGCUCAUCUUCAGGCUG